AUGAAUGAUCAAAGACAAAAUGAUCGUGAUCGGGAGCUCUUUUCAGAGCUCAUAGAACACCCGAUUCACCCUCAUCUUAUACAAGUAGUUCCACCUUUUCUUGAGGAAAGUAAUCCAGUUUACAUGAUUCAAAUAAGCGGUGAAGCAGCCUGGAAAUGCAGAGAGUUUUACUGGAUGCCUCGUAGAGUAUUUGAUUCACUUCAGGCGAGCAUCCUGCCUCUCGGCUACAAGCUAAAUGAAUCCUCCUGCGACCGCGUUGGUCGCACAGUCGGCGAAAAUAUAAGGAGAUUUAAACGCAAGAUGGACCCAAUUACAAGCAGUAAACAGAGGCAAAAAGUACGAGCCGAGACGUGGGUUAAAAUUACAAUAAAACCCGAGGAGAUCGCGCUAACACCAAGUGACAUGUUGGCAAAGGUGACGAAAAAGAACAACGCCCUUUCGACCACAGUUGAAGAAAAGACCGCCGAGUUAUACAAUUCAGAGGGUAAGAGACUUGCCCACAAUGGCAAACACUUUACAGAAGUCGGAAAGAAACAGCAGAAGAGACAGUUAACUGAGAUACGGUAAGUCGGCUUUUAAUUCCCUCUUGUUGCCAACGUAAACAAUUUGGUUGCUUAGGAAAUUAUAUAUGGACCUGUUGGUGAAAUUCAACGUAUUGUUUUGUUAUUUCUUUGCAGAAGAAAAGCCAAAGAUGCACUCUGGUUCGGAGAAACGUACGGAUUAAUGCCCGAGUCCUUCAGGCUCCGGGAUAAAACCGGACAGAGCCAUGACAUCAAUUUAAGAGAAAUUCCAGCAGGUAACCAAACUUCAAAAAACCAGUAUACUGCAACUGUAGAGUAAUUCACGAGAGCAAAAGAUGACUCUCCUCAUAUCACUUUCAUAGCAGAUGGUCCUGACAAAGAAAACAUGUCGAUUAGUGGAGCAGUUCCUGAAAUUCAAAACGAAGACCAUUCGAGGCGAGGAGACAGUUCCAAAGGUAGGGAG
This is a messenger RNA of Pocillopora meandrina, 984 nucleotides long. The record is from the annotation of a GenBank genome assembly. Lineage: Eukaryota; Metazoa; Cnidaria; Anthozoa; Scleractinia; Pocilloporidae.